This is a messenger RNA of Exophiala bonariae, 1236 nucleotides long. RefSeq lists its product as uncharacterized. Gene Ontology annotation, cellular component: membrane. The record is from RefSeq and is a predicted model, not a curated record. Gene Ontology annotation, biological process: arachidonate metabolic process. NCBI's taxonomy places the organism in Eukaryota, Fungi, Ascomycota, Eurotiomycetes, Chaetothyriales, Herpotrichiellaceae. Bases 1 to 1236 code for a protein of 411 amino acids. The transcript is spliced from 2 exons.
AUGGCAUCUCAAGAUGCACCCCCACUAGCUAAGACACCAACUCAAGAUACUACCACAAAAAUCCCUGUACCCAAAUCAGGCUCACCGGACAUCUACAAUGUCCUUUCACUCGACGGCGGCGGUAUUAGAGGAAUAUCCAGCAUGGUCAUCCUCCAGCGACUCAUGACCCGAGUCAAAGAAAUCGAGAAUGCAGCAAGGGUAGAAAAGGGCAGGCCAGCCGAUCCCGCCGACCGCAAACCCGUCGACUAUUUCGAUCUCGGUGCGGGCACCAGCACAGGCGGGUUGAUUGCCCUCAUGUUGUUUCGUCUGGAGAUGAACUGCACCGAUGUCAUUGCCUCUUACAACGAUCUCGCAAAACUUGUCUUCCAGCCCAAAUUCGGUAUCAUUUCGCUUCACAAACUUGGCCGCUUGGGCGUCUGGCUCGGAAAUCGCUGGCUCAAUGUCAAAGCCGUGAUUGGUCUUGAGCAGUAUUCACACAAACCAUUAGAACAGGCGAUAGACACCGUGGUGAGUAAAUUUCCGUUGGAUAAGGAUGACGAGGCCAGGAAAGGGGAGGCUUUCCUCGUCAAGGAGAGCAAAGGGCAAAUGUUCAUGUGCGCCACGCUCGCAGAUCGAGGCGAGAGUAUUCUCCUGCGCAACUACGCGCCGUCAUUCGCACCUCUGCCCAUCUCGACGGGUGCCACGAAUCUGGACUUCAGCAGGAUAACGAUCAAAGAAGCAGCGCGGGCAACAUCCGCCGCCCCAACCUACCUCAAACAAGCGACGAUCCAGGGCCUGAACUUCUGGGAUGGCGGCCUCCUCAACAACAACCCGAUCGACCAGGCGUGGGACAACCGGUACGACCUGGUAGGCGCGGCCGACCGCUCCCCGCGCAUCAAAUGCAUCGUCAGCCUGGGGACCACGCACCCGGAGUACAAAAAAACCAAGGACAAGAACUUCAUCGCCAAGUUCUUCAACACUCUGUCCAAGACGGUCGCGUUCGCGACCAACACCGAGGCCAAGCAUCGCGACUUCGAGCGCAACAUGCAGCAGUACAAUCGACGGAGGGUCGCCAUGGGCAAUCCCGACAGGCAGACCCUGUAUUAUCGCUUCAAUGCCUCGACUGGCGCCCAGUCGGUCGGUCUCGCUGACUACUUGAGCAUGCCCGCUUUGGUGACUUACACCGAGGCGUACUUGACUAAACCGGAGGUCGCCAAGUGGAUUGAAGAGUGUGCGGAACAUCUCGCCAAGACUUAG